UAUACAUACCGUUCAUACCGUCACUCUUCUCAUUCCUCACCCGAUUUUACCGUUUGUUGGUCAAAGCACCCGACGACAACUGGCCUUGGAUUUACCGGUUUCUGUAGCAACGGUGCCCCAUCUCUCCAUAAGCCACAUCCACUAAUUUCAAUUAACGCGCUCAGUCGCGUCUUUCGCAAUCCCUUACACUAUGCAGGUCCCCCUCCUAGGGAAGCUACAAAAGUACUUAAUAAAGUUACCUAAGGCACGUAAGGGAGUUGUAACAUUCUUAUGUUAGGUACAUUUGACUAAUAACCCGAAUUAUCAAACUUUUUAAAACUCAUGCCUAAAACUAAGCCCCACCUACUUUCUAUUCUCAAGCCCCCAUCCGAGUUUGAGUUGGAAUUGCUCUACUAAUUCUGCUUGAGAAUUCGAAACAUGAUGUUGGAUUAACAACCCAUUGUACCCGGUAGUGAAACGAUGGAUAAAGGUACCGCCGGUGUCGAACCGUGGAGGCGAGCUCGCCUCGGAACCGAACCGAUUUAUUGCGCCGCACCAACCCCGUCGAAUCCGGACGACAUUAUCUGCCUAGGCUCAGACGAAGAACUCGACGAUGACGAAAAGAUCGCAAAGAGGCUAAGAUAUGAGGCACAGGCACUGCGAUAUUUGCACGGUAAACCAGUGCGAGUCCUAUCCGCAUCUCUACAUGGACCCUUCGACAAAGCCUCAGGCUGGAAGAAUCCUUGGCUCCCAAAACAACCCACGACAAAGAAAUCCGUUCUCAAAUCAUCCCGAUAUCCGACUAAACCUAUCCCAUCGCUUGGUGAACACGUCCACAAAGUUUCUGGACGAUUAAGGCAGCAAUUUAGUAUUACACCCGGCACCGACAGCUCUGCGCGUUGCCAUUUACCUAGUCCUGAAAGUAACCACGGGCUACAAUUAUCCAGCGAUAUGUUGGAAACAGAAAAGCAUAGUCGAAUACAGGCUUGGGCAAAGGAGAUAUCAAGAGGUACCGUCUUAGAGAGAGAUGCUUUCUGGGCACCUGACGAAGUACUGCAUGAAGAAAAGGAUGAAUCUAGAAAGAAACGACCUGCUGGGAAAGAAUGGUUAAAGAAAAUAUCAAAGCGGAAAAGACUGAGCAGUCCACAAAAUACAAACACAGGGUCUACUCCCACGCCGUUAUUACCGACGCAAGCAUCGGUUCGAAGUACAUCAGUGCCCAUAAAUACACACUAUCGUGAAAGGUCGAGUUUCCCAAAGCUUAAGGUCAGCCAGAGCUUUGACCUCGCUACUCCAUCGUCUACCAUUAGCCCGAGUCACCGCGAAGUUAAAUACGAAAUAGAGGCUAAGGUUCCUCCUCAGGGUAAGAUAAUAUCAUCACGAGAUGAAUUAUCCAAUGGCAUCCAACUAAAUGCCAAGGACUGCAACCCAGUUUUGGAUCCCGAAAGAGCGAACCAUUCAAAUGAGUCCCUUGAAAGUCCAAUCAAUCAAGAGGCUCAGGUGGGCCAAGAAGUAGAAGAGGAUACAGCCUUCGAGAGUUAUAUAGACGAAAGCUUUCACUAUCGAGCGCGGCUCCCGGUGCAGGCUUCUCCCAUAACUGGACCGAAUGUCUCGGCUAUGAGCAUCCAUUCUAAGCUGACUCAGACUGGAAUACCUAAGUCUCCGGGCGACGAAGAUGCAGCGGCUAUCGCCAUUCCCGAGAAUCAGUACCUUCCAAGGCAGAUAACAGCGUUAGAACAGUAUGUCGCCACGGAAUCAAUAGCUAUAGCUCAAGCAUCCGUGCAUCUACUAGAAUCGAUGUGUAGCCGAGGGAAAGAUGACGGCAUUCAAGACUAUAGGUGCCAGCCAGCACCGUCAGCACUAAAUGAAGACCGGGUAACUAACAGCGAUGGCGAGGGACCAUACAAGUGCAACGAGACCAUUGGUUGUGCAACCGUAAUAGAAACUGGGCCUUCUAACAAUGAAAAGGCAUCUGAUGAAAACCCUUAUCCAGCUCAAAUCGACAUAGCUGGCACUUCAAUUUUGGUGGAGACGGCCAACGCUCUUCACACGGAGAAUAGGGCUACGGAGAACGACAUUCAAGACGUGGUAACCAACAGCUCGCAUGUAUCGCAUAUAGUAUUCGAUAUUGAAACAACGAGAAACACCAAUACCCUGGAAGGCUCUGCGGCGUUCAAAACACAUCCAACCGAAUUCGGACUAUUAGUAGAUGAGGGGUCUACCUUGAUCGGUGAUCCAAUGAAUUUUAAUCGGACCUCGCCAAUUGAGGCCAAUAGUUUGCUUACACCUAACCACGUAUCUAACAACGCAGAUAUAAAGGCCGAAGCAUAUGAUCCAAUAAGAAAUUUAGUAGGAAUAACACGAGAAGUAGAAUCGGAUACCGAAUCCGAUCCAGUCAUAGUACCAUUGUCACAAUUAGAAUGGGGCAUUGGCGAAGAUAAACUGAAGAUCGUAGUUGCCAACAAUGAAGAGGCUCCUCAGAAUGACACCUCAACCAAGGCCACUCUAUUAGAUCCUCCGGAAUCUUCUACACGAGAAAGGGUCUCUGAUUCUCCUUCAGGGGCGGAUCUAACAAUAGAACACAUUAAGUUGGAGCCUAUUGAAGAUGAGCCCUCGCAUUCUCUUUGUCCGUCCCAGACCAUGUGGCAAGGUUUCCAAACAAACGGUCAUGAGGUACCUGGGAUUAGGCCAUCACAACAGAGUCCCUGGGCUAGGGAGAUCUUGGAAAAAUCAGAUAAGCGAGACUGGUAUUCUACUACGGUUGGAGGGACGACACCCACAAACACAUUCCUUGGUACAACAACAUCUAGGGAACGUCAGAGUCCCUCGCCUACAACAAACAUAAGCAUGAUGCCCCGUUCUGAAUGCCCACCUAUUUCGCCUACAACGGCAACUUUUGAUAAAGAUUCACUAUUUCCACCCCCUCAAUCUCCCACAGUGGCUCGUGAAUCAGACAGUCGGUUCUCAGAGCAUCAAGCUGAUCCUCCUACUACGCCUCCUCGAAUGUCUAUACUUCACAUACGUACCCCCGACCUCGAAAGAUCGAUCAAGCCAUUCUCCUUAUUCAAUACCCCAUCGCCGAAGCGCCGGCGGCGAAACUCUAAGCAAUAUGCAUCUACCAGCCGUACCGUUGGGAUUCUAUUGAACGCCACACAUUCAAAUUCACGGAGUGGCCAGAAGUCGAAGCGGCGAGUGUCAUUCGCUCCGUUGCCAAACGAAGAUGACGUCGACACUCCGCCAGUAUUCAACACCGUGAGAGCCGCAUCACCCCCACCACAGAUACUCGUCAAUACUGGAGACGAUGAUAUCGAUAACCAAUUCCAGGGACAUUUUGAUGCUAUGAAGCUACGCGCCAAUGAUAGGAAUGUCCGACUUCGACUACAGCCACGGCUACUCCCGAGCCCCUCGCAGCAAAAGCCUACAAGCCCACAUGUUGGCGCGAUGGCCGAGGCCUUUCGGGAGGCAGACGCAUACGCAGCCUAUGCACGUGAAGAUUUAGUUGAAGACAAGGAGAAGGACUAUACCGAGGAUGUUCCUGAGAAUGUUGCUGAGGAUAUAGUUGAGGAUAUGGCUGAUGUAGAGCAAUCACCAUGGCGAAAGGAGAGCCAGGGUAUAGAUCACGUUGCAGACGUGAUGGAGAACCUGGAUGAUUUUAUCAAUGCUUGGGACGUGAACGUCGAGCUUCAGAAGGCGAGACAAGAGUCGGGCAGAGAAAGCCUGGGCGGGGAAACCUUUUGGUGAGGACAGAUAUAGGUGUAUGACAUGGACGUAUAAUGGUGGCAUGGGACUAAGUGUAAGGAGUCGUGUUGAUACCCUUAGGCGCACGUUGCUUUCCAGCAUGGCUAAGAGCUUAGUCAGUCACGAUCUGACAGAUAACAUGGUUUGGGAGUACCUUAGGGUUGCAUCUUAUCGCGAGGCUUUGCUUACCUACCUUAUGAGGACAAUUCAAUGUCCAUUCAUAGCAUAAGAUUGAGUUUAUGCUUGGUAUCCCCCCAAGGUUUUAUUUAGCUAUAAGUAUUGCCAAUAUAAGAGACAUUAAUACUUGAUA
Molecule: messenger RNA, 4027 nt
Organism: Daldinia vernicosa
Lineage: Eukaryota; Fungi; Ascomycota; Sordariomycetes; Xylariales; Hypoxylaceae
Exons: 2
Coding region: 460-3720 (1086 amino acids)
Source: RefSeq, a predicted model, not a curated record